GCGGUAUAAACUGGCUUAGGAACUGUGCAGUGGUAGAGAUCUUUCCAUUAUAACGAAGCAGAGGUAGCGGGACGUACUCUGUGUCGCAGCAGAGUCGUCUUCAUCAUGGUACAGUUGCAUGUGUUGUUCGAACAUGCCGCAGGCUAUGCCCUGUUCGCGGUCAAAGAAGUGGAGGAGAUCGGCAUGCUUCUUCCUAUGGUGGAAGAAUGUGUGACCAAAAUCGCAAAGUUCACCAGCAUGGUCAGUCUGGCGGCUUUCUUCCCUUUCAAAUCAGCACAGGGUGCCCUGGAAAACAUCAACGCUAUUUCUGAAGGUGUUGUUCAUGCUGACCUGAGGCUGUUUCUUGAAACAAACAUGCCUGAAUCCAAAAAGAAGGCCAUGCUGGGGGUGUCUGACUCAAAGAUAGGUGCAGCGCUGCAGGAGGAGCUGUCGUUCUCCAUCCAGACCGGGGGAGUGGUGGUGGAGAUCUUAAGAGGUGUUCGUCUGCAUUUCCACUCGCUGGUGAAGGGUUUGACUGCCCAGGCCGCCUCAAAGGCACAACUGGGUCUAGGCCACAGCUACUCUCGGUCUAAGGUGAAGUUCAACGUCAACAGAGCGGACAACAUGAUCAUCCAGUCUAUUGCUCUCCUGGACCAACUCGACAAGGACAUAAACACCUUCUCAAUGAGAGUCCGCGAGUGGUAUGGCUACCACUUCCCAGAGCUGAUCAAGAUCGUUGCAGACAACUCUACAUACUGCCGCCUGACCCAGCUGAUUGGCAACAGGAAGGAGCUCUCUGAGGAGAGUCUAGAGAGCCUGGAGGAGGUGGUGAUGGACAGUGCCAAGGCCCAGGCAAUCUUGGACGCCUCACGCAGCUCCAUGGGUAUGGACAUAUCUCCCAUCGACCUGAUCAACAUCGAGAGAUUCUCCAACCGCGUCGUGUCCCUGGCAGACUACCGCCGGGGGCUGCAGGAGUACCUGCGCUCCAGGAUGAGCCAGGUGGCCCCCAACCUAGCCGCCUUGAUCGGAGAAGUGGUGGGAGCUCGGCUAAUUUCACAUGCUGGUAGCCUGACCAAUCUGGCCAAAUACCCAGCCUCUACUGUCCAGAUCCUGGGAGCAGAGAAAGCCCUGUUCAGAGCGCUGAAGACACGCGGCAACACUCCCAAAUACGGCCUCAUUUUCCACUCGACAUUCAUUGGUCGCGCUGCUGCGAAGAACAAGGGCCGUAUCUCCAGAUACCUGGCAAACAAGUGCACCAUCGCCUCACGCAUAGACUGCUUCUCUGAGGUGCCUACAAGUGUGUUUGGUGACAAGCUCCGCAACCAGGUAGAGGAACGACUGUCCUUCUACGAGACUGGUGACCUCCCCAGGAAGAACGUUGAUGUCAUGAAGGAGGCAAUGAAAGAGGCUGGUGACGUGACCACUGAGAUCAAGAGGAAGCUGGAGAAAAAGGAGAAGAAACGCAAGAAGCGUGAGAGUAAGCUCCAUGAGGAGGUAAACGGUGGAGCCAACGGCACGGCGGAGAUAAAGGCUGAAAAUGGAGAGCCUGAGACACCAGUCAAGAAGAAGAAAAUCAAGGCUGAGGUAGUUGAGACUCCAGACGAUGUCGAGGCUCCAGCUGCCGAGGAAGUGGAAACCCCCGCCAAGAAGAAAAAGAAACGCAAGUCAGAAGCCAUGGAAACCGAGGAGUUACCUGAGACCCCCGUGACUGAGAAGAAGAAGAAGAAAAAGAAGAUCAAGGCGGAAUAGAUUUACUUUGUAUCUGUACAGUUUUUAUUUUGAUGCAUUUUGUUUGCUGGACUUAAUGACCAACAAGUGACCUUCGUGUAAUAUGCUUUAUAUAAAUGGAAAACAUCAACUCACUUUUUCAAAAUUGUGCCUUGAAGUUAUUUCUGUUAUCCGUGUAAAUAAACGCCAUGUGACAUUUUUA
This is a messenger RNA of Gadus morhua (Atlantic cod), 1909 nucleotides long. It is a transcript of the gene nop56, whose product is annotated as NOP56 ribonucleoprotein homolog. Bases 106 to 1728 code for a protein of 540 amino acids. Gene Ontology annotation, cellular component: small-subunit processome; box C/D methylation guide snoRNP complex. Gene Ontology annotation, molecular function: snoRNA binding. NCBI's taxonomy places the organism in Eukaryota, Metazoa, Chordata, Actinopteri, Gadiformes, Gadidae. The transcript is spliced from 12 exons. The record is from RefSeq and is a predicted model, not a curated record.